Molecule: messenger RNA, 7303 nt
Organism: Scophthalmus maximus (turbot)
Lineage: Eukaryota; Metazoa; Chordata; Actinopteri; Pleuronectiformes; Scophthalmidae
Gene: nhsa
Product: Nance-Horan syndrome a (congenital cataracts and dental anomalies)
Exons: 6
Coding region: 1006-4836 (1276 amino acids)
Biological process (GO): cell differentiation; lens development in camera-type eye
Source: RefSeq, a predicted model, not a curated record
UCUAACACUCUUAUUUCACAACUCCUCACCUGCUCUUGUUUGUUUGACUCCUCCUAAUUAACAUAACAAAUCUUUUCUAAAUGCAUGCCCCACAGAGCGCCCUGCUCCACCCAGUCAGUCAAAUGGGGUGAUGGGAGUUUGCUGUGAAACUGAAUUGAAAGUUUCAUCCGAGCUGACGCGUCACACGACUUUACACACUCAGACAGUUGUUGUCAGGGUUCGUGUGGCGGGCCCGGGAUGCGAGCCUCGCAGUAUGUGUGGAAUGUGUGUGAGGGCCACAGUCACAGCCGCCCAGCAGCCCAGGGUUUCUCUUAAUGAUAGGGGUGACUUCUACCCAGCUUGCGCCUGUGAUUACCCAUGAUUCCUCUGUGCUGCGGUUUUCUCCAGUGCGCACAUCCCCAAAAGAGCUGACGGCCUCAUGUUUCUUCCUCUGUGCACCAAAUAUAUCAUGUUGGAUGCCAGCUGUGAGAAAGACAGGAGGCCGUGGACAGGGCCAAACACCAAACACUGCCACUACUUUUUCCCCUCCUUCUCAUCCCGUAUGUGUCCACUCUUCUCGCUCAUCCUGCCCCCUCUAAAACACUCCUAAAACCGCCUCUCUGUUUCUCGAAAACAAAUCAGCUGUAAACGGUCUCCCUUUGAUUUCCUCUUUUUCUAUUAGCCGGGAGAAGUUUCCAAGGAAACUGGUUUCUUUUGUGGUCGGGGUUUUGUCGGGGUCUCAUUGGUCUGCUGGGAACAGAGGAGCACAAAGGCUCAAGAGCUGGCUUUAAAUGGGGGGUGGGAGGUUGUCGGGCUGUGGAGGUGGGAACCAGUUGAGCCUGAGAAUCACUCCCAGUUUCACAUGUGCCUCUCUGUAGGAAUCUCGAGGCUGCGCCCUCUGACCCCGACACUGACGGGGUGGCUCUAGGUCACCGGUCUAAGUUUCCCAUCCCUAACAUCCCCUCCACCCUGGACAAGCAGACUAACUGGUCUAAAGCCCUGCCGCUGCCCACCCCAGAGGAGCGAAUGAAAAGCAGUUCACAAGUCAUCAACUCAUGUGUCAUCCCCAUUAACGUGACCGGGGUUGGCUUUGACAGAGAUGCCAGUGUGCGCUGCUCGCUCGUUCACUCCCAGUCUUUGCUUCAGCGGAGGAGGAAGCUGAGGAGACGGAGGACGGUCGCCGGCAUUCCCAGACAGGUGCAGCAGGAUUUAGAUUCUGAUGACUCUCCAGGUUCCAGAGAGCGGACAGUCAUAGUUCAUGCCAGUCCAGACAUCACGUCCUAUAGCGAGGAGCUGGCCAGCCAUCUCAGCACCAGGGACUCGGGUUGCCAGACAGAAGACUUUCUGAUCUCAGAAGCGCCGUCUCGGAGAAGGAUCAGGGCGCAGAGAGCCCAGGGGGUUUCCCUCUCCCUGUCUUACUCUGCAGGCAACAUCUCCUCCCUGCCGGACAGCAUCGACACCAUGUUCGCCGCCUCGGUGGGCGCACACCUGCGCACCAGGAGUUUGCCCCGAGACACGAGCCGGAUGAUGGAUAACGGGCAAAAUGACAGUGACGACGAGGAAGAGGACCUCUGUCCCUUUGACGCCGAGGACUUCCUUCCCGGACCCGGGAAGUUGCUUCUGAAGGAUGAAGGAGAGAGCACAGACGACCAGGCUAUUUCCGAACACCAGCUGGGCCUCAAGUAUAAGCAGCUCUCUGAGAGUCCAGAGCGCAGCUGGAUGGAGAGGACCAGAUCCCAGCUGCCAAGGAAGGCCGACAUGGGCAGCUGUGAGAUCUCCUCCAGCUCAGACACCUUCAGCAGCCCUGUGCACUGUGUCUCAGCCGCCGGGGUGCUGGCCGGCCAGAUGGACCAUAAGGACGACCACCAGUCUUCUAGCGGCAACUGGAGCGGGAGCAGCUCCACCUGCCCCUCGCAGACCUCAGAGACGAUCCCCCCUGCGGCCUCUCCACCGCUGACCGGCUCCUCGCACUGUGACUCUGAGCUCUCCCUCAACGCCGCCACUCACACCAGCGACGACCCGAGCGGCUUCAUGCUGGACCACUACCAGGGCCUCAGGACCCAGCGGGCGGGCUCCUUCUCCUCCACAGCGAUGGACAUAUUGGAGGAGGCAGGGGUCAGCACGCCCGUCGAGCAGGAGUGGAGCUACCCCCACCCCGAGCCUCUGCGCCCGCAUGACUUCAGCCCCGAGCCGAGCAGAGAAGCCGAGAGCAGCCUGGGCUGCCCGAGCUUCACCAGCAUGGCCACAUGUGAGAGCAGCUUCUCUGACAAGCCGCCGUCAGAAAAGGCGGACACCGUGUCGCACUACUCUGUAGACACUGAAGGGUACUACACCUCCAUGCACUUUGACUGUGGUCUGAACGGCAGCAAAAGCUUCACGUACAACUACGCAGCCUCGGGCUCCGAUUGUGGCCUGUCCGACUUGAGUGGUCACAUGACUCUGGGGAGGCGCUGCCUCUCUUUGAGAAAACCAAAGGCCAGGCCGUCUCCCCCCAAGAGGAGUUCGUCCUUAAGGAAAAUCUGCAGUGAGGGGAACAUCUCUGACAAGAAGGAACCAAAGAUUACAUGUGGGCAGCAACCUCCACUGUCUUCCAAGGAGAGGAGACUGCAGCUGGUUUUGUCUGGCUCUCCGAGGCGCAUAGAAAGAGAGCCCCUGGUGGUCUGGGGGGUGGAGGACUCAGCAGAUCUACCCGACUUGGGUAUUUUCAGCUCCACAGAUGCACACUCGUUUAAGGACGAUGGGGUUGUGCAGUCCGACUACGCAGAUCUGUGGCUGCUGAAUGAUUUAAAAUCCAGCGACCCGUACCGAUCCUUGUCGAACUCCAGCACGGCCACAGGUACGACCGUCAUCGAAUGCAUCAAGUCGCAGGAGAGCUCCGAGUCUCAGACAUCCCAGUCUGGCUCCCGAGCCACCACUCCCUCACUUCCGUCGGCCGAGAGCGAGUUUAAGCUCACCUCUCCAGAGAAGUUGGCGGGCCUGGCCAGCCCAUCCAGCGGCUACUCCAGUCAGUCGGAAACCCCCACCUCCUCAUUCCCCUCCGCCUUCUUCCCCGGGCCACUGUCUCCAUCCAGCGGCAAGAGGAAGCCCAAAGUCCCCGAGAGGAAGUCGUCCCUCUCAUCACUGUCCUGCAGGGACGGAGCCACCUCCAAGACUGACCUGGAGCUGCCCAUAAUCCCCCCCACCCACCUCGACCUAAGUGCCCUUCACGGUGUCAACAAGGCCUCGGCUUACAGGACCCAGAUUCAAAUCCUUCACCAAAACAAACACAAAGCCGCGGCGCCGGCCAAAGCUGCCGCGCCCACCAUCUCGGAGGUGUUUAAUGCCCGCCCCAUGUCCAUCACACCCACGGUGCUGCACUCGGUGCAGCUGCGAUCCUUCAGUAAAGACGCCGAGGGGAGUCAUGAAGACAAGACAGCUUCCAGACUGAAGUGUCCCACCGUGGACCUAAAAAGCACACUUUCAUGUAGUAAAUCGUUAGAGCUGAAGAGUCCGCUGUUGCACAACUAUAAUCACCUUCACACAACCUCACAGGAGUGGUUAAGGUCGCCGUUCACCUCGGACGAAGAGCUUGCGUGUGGAGAAGCAGCAUGCGAGAGUGAGACGAGGGACAAGCAGGACAGGGAGGCUCCUCCAGAGAGUGCGACAUCGUGCAGGCCGACGCCAGAGCCGUCGUCCGACACCCGCGACGCGACCACAGCCAAGGAAGCAGAGACGCGCAGGGAGUCGGCAGAAGCAGCCGUCUGCUCUGUGGACUGCAGCUCGCAGCCGGAGCCCUCACAACCGCCAAGAGUUGAGCCCAUCGAAGAACAGAUGUGUUCCGCUCCCCCCGCCCUGCACGGCUCACCCAGGAGACCCGACAUUCUCGACCAAGUGCCUGCUACUGACAGUCAACCCCAGUUGUUGCAAGUGACUCCAAUCGGCAGUGAAGAUUGCAAAGAAGAGGGAUACGAGUCGUCGGGUGUAUCCACCGAAAGUGCCUCUCCAGGCGGGAAGGACAAGUCCGCACCAGAGACGGAGGAUUACUUUACAAAAGAUUCUACACCCUGUGACAACGCAGCGUCCCCGCUGAGUGACGAGUCGAGGCCGGUGGACGAGGUCUUUCUGUCGCCCACCAAAACUCGCACCACUGAGGAUCUGUUUGCUAUGAUCCACAGGUCCAAAAGGAAAGUGCUGGGUCGGAAGGACUCCGCCGAGUUAGGUGCGAGAAACCGUCUCAAUGCUGCACCGGGGAGCACGCCACCCAGCAGCGCCGUCAGCAGCGCCGUCAGCAGCGCCGUCAGCAGCGCCGUCAGCAGCGCCGUCAGCUCCCCGGUCAGCUCCCCGGUCAGCUCCCAGGUCUCGGUGUUGUCGCCCUCCCCCGCUGCGACCCCGCCGGGCCUACAUAGAGUCUCUGGGCCCAUCUACAGGAACGCCAAGAAGUCCAGCACCUCCAACGAGGAGUUCAAACUGCUGCUGCUUAAGAAAGGCAGCCGCUCAGACUCUAGUUACCGCAUGUCCGCUACAGAGAUCCUCAAGAGCCCCAUUGCUCCGAAAUCUCCCGGAGACUCUCUGACGGAGUCGCCCCGACAGCCCGAUGAGCUGGGCUCCCCCCUGCAGCCACAGCAGCAAAGUUCAGGACCAGAUCAGCUCUCCAGCCCCUACCCCAGAGCCAACGCCGAGGGCUUCUCUCCCAAAUCCUUCCCCACGUCUGCUGCUUCCAGGCAGGGCCGCCCCAGGAUUCCCCCGCCUGCCACCAGCAGCCGCUACGGCAUGCGCGGCAGACUCUUCUCGGCGCCCAUGCAGGCCAUUUCUGAGGGCGAGACGGAGAACUCUGACGGAAGUCCCCACGACGACCGCUCGUCACAGGGCUCCACGUAGAAAACACCAGUUUAAAUGUCAAAAAGGUAUGAGAUUAUUUUUUUAGUUUACAGAUGAAACAAAUGGACCAGAGUGAGUUAUAAUAGAAUGUUAUAAUAGAAUAUACAUAUAUAAAAGAUGUGAUGAGCAUCAUUUGGUAAAUAGAACACUAGGGGAACACCGUGCUAUAAAUAAUAAUAAUAAUCAUAAAUGAACUGAGUUUUAUAGCUGUUUCCUAUAUGUGUUUGUGGAUAUUUUAAAUCAGUGUUUAGCUGUGUUCAAAAACAUUUUAUACAGUUUAUAUAUUUCCAGGAAAAAAAAAACACUUCAUUGAAUGAAUAUUUAAAAUAACAAUUGUGGCACCGACUUAUUUAACAUCUGCGUUUUGUAGAAAAAAUUAUUCAUGAAAAAUAAUUAAUAGGCUAAACGCUAUACCAGUUCAGUCCCACAGAAAAACAGUUGUUUGGUGAGUGUCACACUUUGCCCAAAGCCAUAUCUGACACAAGUGACUCCCCUCUAUCAGCCCGAAUAUCAAACAAGUAUGUUCAUGUUUCAUCGACUGUUUCAAAUUGACAGUUUUUUUAAAAUCGAUAUCUUGUAAAAAAAACAUGUAUUCUAUGAAUACCUAUGCAAUUAGACAUUUCCUUACACCAGUUAUACCAAAAUGAUUUUGAUACCUACAACUGAACAUCAGGACAAACACAAGCAGCACAGUGCAUCUGUUCAAAUGUGUUUGUACACUUCCCUCAGUCCUUUUUAAGAGUGUAUAGUGAAAUUACAUGUUUUUCUUCAAACGUAAGUACAUAUUAAAAAAUUCUAAUGCAAUAACACGAGUAACUAGAGGCAAGACAGUAAGAAGUCGGAGCCAGGCACUAAGUCGACAAUCCGGUGGAGGGAGCGCAGGUGUUGACAUGGGAGAGGAACAAGUUAACAAUAAAGUUUUAGGAGGUGAAACAGAUGAGCUGCUGGAGAGAAAAAAAGGAGGUCGUACAUUUUAAAGAAGAAUCACGUAACAGGGGUCAUUUUUGUGGUUUUCUGACUGAAUUGUUGAAAAGAGGCAAAUGGAAAGUGUUUAGGAGGAUUAUUAAAAAUAUACAAAUGUAGACAAUAAGUGACAAAGCAGCUUCGGGCCUCAGAAAGAUGAGCGUAUUUGUGAGAUUCGUGAUGGCGGAUGAACAUGUAGGGUCAAAUUUGGAGCUAGGUGAAGAGUAGAAGAGUAGAGUUCCUGAUUUGUGAGAUUUGGCAUUUGCUGCUAUUUUGUACCAGACGUUGGUCUAUUUUAUUCCCUGUCAAAAAUAUAACUUUCUGUGUGAACAAUCCCAACGUAAUUUAUUUUUUAUAACUGAUGCAGAAAAAAUCUCCGCACACUCCCCGAGUUUGGUUUACACCCUGAAGUAUCCCGAAUCUGAAAAUCUUUUAACGGAAGUAUGCAAAUGAAUUGCUGUUAUUAUUAUUUUUAAACAUAUUUUAUUCAAAUACUUAUUUUGUUUACGAGAGACAAAUUUCUAAAUCUUAUUUGAGACACUGGUUUGCAGAGACAAAUAUGAAAGCAACUCAUUAAAUGUCAUGGAAAGACAAUAUUAACAGUUAUAAGCUAGAAGGGGGGUUAGCGGCAGCUGUUUUUUGUUUUUUUUGGUCCCGCAUAUUCAAAACACAUUUUUAAAGGUAAAUGGUGUUUAUUGCAGCGAUGGUACUCACCCAUUAUGCAAAGCUGAUUGAGCCUAUGUAGCCAUAUUCACAUAUGGAACUGACUGUUCUUCACUGUUGGUACACUGUAUGACGUAUCAACUUAGUUUUGGCCCUAAUAAUCAUACUCCACUCUGAGGCAGUCACAUGCAUGUUUAACAGGGUACACUAUGGGUUAUGUCUGUGAACUUCAUUCCAACUUUUUAAAUUUUUUUUGCACUGAUAAAGUGAUGUUUGAUUUGUCUCUCGCUGUACCUGGACAUAUUUAUAGACGUGUACAUGGAGCUGUUUGACUUUGCUUUGAAUGAUAUCCACACUUUAUGAGUACAGUAGAUGCUUCUGCCAAAGGCUCGAACGUGUACGUGUUAGUGGCAUUAAACCGUUUCUCAUCGUCUCGUUUACUUGACUCAAAACGUUCUUGAAAAAAACACAAACCGAUACUAAAGAAGAAUUGGAGUUAUAACUUAUACGGUACUAGAUGCAUUUCAUUUUAGAUCAACAUCUAUAUAGUCUGAUGUGAGUAUCAGCUUUGUAUUUUUUUGUACAAAAAAACAUUGUAAAUAUGAUGACUUUUGGAUCUGUCACAAGGGUCGUACAAUUGUUUCUUAUGUAAAAACAAUAAAAAAAAAUGUUUUCAAAGUUUACAUUGAUUACAAACCUUUGUAUAUUUUUGAGCUGUGGAACACUUUGUCUUGUAUUUAUUUUUUAGUGAGCAUCGUGGAAACCCAAUAGUAAAUCCUACAACGGGCCGCCGAGCAAAUGUCUAUAAAAAUAAAAAUAAAUGUGACUGCUUUGAAAAUGA